Drosophila serrata is the source of this 1685-nucleotide messenger RNA. Its product is annotated as PCI domain-containing protein 2 homolog. The record is from RefSeq and is a predicted model, not a curated record. Lineage: Eukaryota; Metazoa; Arthropoda; Insecta; Diptera; Drosophilidae. Gene Ontology annotation, molecular function: double-stranded DNA binding; RNA binding. Gene Ontology annotation, cellular component: transcription export complex 2. Gene Ontology annotation, biological process: transcription elongation by RNA polymerase II; poly(A)+ mRNA export from nucleus; post-transcriptional tethering of RNA polymerase II gene DNA at nuclear periphery.
CCUUUCACUUUCCCUUUGAGAAAAAUUCAUUUCAAAAAGUUCAGCUCUUGGCCUGUUUCUUAAUUUUCUUAAUUUUUUCAACUUUUCCAAAAUGUUUGAAAACGUAGAAAAGUAUUUAACCAGCGUUCAAGAAGCCACCAUUGGCAACAAGAGCCAAGUGGUGGGCUCCUUCGUAUCCCUGCGGGAUAAUCACGUAAAGAACACCAGUCUUUACAUUGCCCAGCCGGAAGAGUUUAUCAAGAAAGUUGGUUUGAUGAAACCAUUGGAUGAAGUGAUCUCCGCUCAUCUGAAGGUGAUGUAUAAUUUGACCCUGAAGCCACCCAAUUACAUAGGGGCAUAUGUACAACAAGAUUUGGCCUGCAAGAUGGUGGGCCGACUUGUUGAGGAAUUGAAAUAUGAAGACUGGUGUCUUGCCUUAAUGUAUCGCCUGUGCCUGGACCUUCGUGUUUUGGCCAAGAUGUGUGAGAAGCGUUGCCCUGGUAUGAGACCUGGCCAAAAGCGAGCGGAGGCUGCCGAUUCGAUAAUGGGUUGCUUUCGCAUCUGUACCAAAGGACCAGAGACCACAAAACAUUUGAGUAUGAUAUUUAUGGUGAAUCAACUCUUUAAGAUUUACUUUCGCAUCAAUAAGAGUGCCUUAUGCACGCCCCUCAUCAAGGCCAUUGAGAAUUGCAAUGCAAAGGACUCUUUUCCAAUGCAAGAGCAAAUUACCUACAAUUAUUUCAUGGGCAUUCGAGCCAUGUUCGAUUCUCAAUAUCCCGAAGCCGUGAAGAAGUUUUCAUUUGCAUUUAUCAAAUGCCCAGAUCGCUUUACUACGAACAAGCGUUUAAUUCUAUACUAUUUGGUGGUGGUGAAAAUGCUUCUGGGUUAUCUACCAAGCAAAUCAGGUCUCGAGCGUAAUAAGCUUAUGUUUUUUUAUGAAUUGACCAUGGCUUUAAAGUCCGGAAAUGUUGGUAAAUUUGAUGAGUUUGUUAAGAAAAGGGCAUUAUUCCUAAUACGCAGCGGUAUAUAUUUGGCUGUGCAAAAGCUUAAAAAUAUCGUAUAUCGUAGUUUAUUCAAGAAAGUGUUUAUCAUACGCAAAAGCCAUGAACUGGAAAUGAGUGAAUUUCAAGAAGCCUUGAAAUUUGUGGGCGUAAAGGAUGUGAAAUUGGAUCAGGUGCAUUGCAUAGUAGCAAAUCUAAUAUGCGAAGGCAAGAUCAAUGGCAAGAUUACUGGCAAUCAAAAACUUGUGAUUUCCGAACAGGAUCCAUUUCCAGCACUUAUUAGCAAGUAAGUUUUCUAGACAGACAGACAGAGAGAGAAAGAGAUUGUGAGCGACCCUGGGCUUGGGUAUAAACAAGACAAGACACAGGGAUUACGAAUGACGUUAUCUGCAGCUUUUAUCGUUAUCUCGACGCCUUUUUGGACAAAGGCAUUGAAGCAUUACAACACAAUCAUCAGCAAACAGCGAAAACAACAAAAGCCACGACCAGAGCCACCCUAAAAACCCACUCUUUGUGGUCAACCAUUUCACUUUCAACUUCCAACUUCAAAAACCCAAAUCCUAAACCCAAAUCCAAAGGCCAAGCCCAGGCGAAGACAAGUUAAUGCGCCAAUUAAAUUGCCACUACUCGCAAGCAAACUCUUCUCUUCAAUGCAAUUGUUUUUAUGUAAAUUUGUUGCACACACCAAAAAAAGCAGCAACAAGA